This is a messenger RNA of Phytomonas sp. EM1, 1214 nucleotides long. The record is from the annotation of a GenBank genome assembly. Lineage: Eukaryota; Euglenozoa; Kinetoplastea; Trypanosomatida; Trypanosomatidae.
AUGGUUGAAGUCCCACGUAAUUUUCGUCUUUUAGAGGAACUGGAGGCGGGUGAAAAGGGAACUGGGUUGAACCAAAAUGUUUCUGUUGGUCUGCGCGAUACAGAUGACAUUUACUUUCACAAUUGGAAUGGAACCAUAGUGGGACCCCCUGGCACCACGUUUGAGUAUCGCAUUCUCCUGUUAGAGAUCUAUUGUGACGAAAUGUACCCCAAAGCUCCACCGCAUAUUCGUUUUGUGAGCAAAGUAAAUCUGCCAUGCGUCGAUUCGGACGGUAACGUGAAUCCUACUAAGUUUCAUCUGUUCCGUAAUUGGGAUCGACGCACAACGAUGGAGAUGUGCCUCGCGGAAUUGCGUAAGGAGAUGCAGCAGCCAGCGAAUCGUAAGCUUCCGCAGCCAGAGGAAGGGUCGGUUUACUAGCCCAAAGAUCCAUAGGGUUUAGACUUUAGGGUGGGUGGUGGUGGGGAAUAUUUUUAAUACUUAACGUGGUUAUUGGUUGCUGUUGUUGUGAUGAUGGGGUAAUGGACUAAAGGGGAAGGUUAGUUGAGUUUUUCACCCCUGAAAAUGAAUAUUUUGUGUCCAUACAAAAUGUCUGUUGAACACGUAAAAAGAAUGAUAACUAAAUUGGCAGUGCGCUUGAGAGAUACGAAUUAUUUGUUUCCAUUCCCUGCAUAUGCAGAAGGCUUAGACUAGUUUUCUUGUGUACGCUACCCUGGAUUUGUUAUAUAGGUGAUAUCUGUUAAAAAUUAAUGCUUUGGAGUAUUUUCUCAAGCACUUUUUUGCGUCUAAUACUCUUUCAGUUAGUCUGAAACCAGAUAUAUUAGGGCUGUGUCAAUAUGUUACGAAAAAAAGAAAGCUAACCGGUGUGUGGGGGUAUCCGUCUCGAAAAAGUUAUAUUGUAUUAUUGUUAUUAUUUUCAAUAUUGAUUUUAAUUGUUUUCUUUGGGCUAGGUUAAGAAUUCUAUGUGUUUCGAUUCAUCAGCCCUACCUUUUCUCACCAUUUUCUUCUCUUUCUUCAGAUUUAUGGCUCGAAAAUAGUCAACUUGAGCGAACUCCAAUCACUUUAUAUGAUUCAUAGAGUGUAAUGUGUAAGAAAUUUGUAGUCGCUUGUAGGUAGCGGUUAUAAUAUUUUUAGUGGAAAACAUUGAAUACUUACAUUAAUUAUAGGGACUCUUGAGUGACCUCUUUCAUAGAAGCUGUUCUGACCGCUUUAAGCAA